This is a messenger RNA of Hyaloscypha bicolor E, 531 nucleotides long. RefSeq lists its product as uncharacterized. The record is from RefSeq and is a predicted model, not a curated record. Lineage: Eukaryota; Fungi; Ascomycota; Leotiomycetes; Helotiales; Hyaloscyphaceae. The transcript has a single exon. The coding region runs from base 1 to 531 and encodes 176 amino acids.
AUGUCCAAACUUAAAAAAUGGUGCGAGACUCUUAUUGAGCUUCUAGAUUACGGAACAACUCCGACCCAUGAGCCCCUUGGCCAGAUCACGGACGGUUUCCUCAAAGUACGGGGUAAGAUCACGAAAGGUCUUCUCGGUGUCCCAUUCGACCCUAAACGGAGUCGCAUUAGUCAACACGACAGGCGGAUUAGAGACAUGUUCACCAUAAAAAUAACAGCAUACUUUGACACGGACGAGGAACUGCCGCUUGAGGAGGUUUACUGUCUUCCUCUGUUCGGAAUACAGCCUAUAUUGUCUCUAUUGGAGGCGCGAGCUUGGCUUCUCAAACGAAUGGAAUAUACUGGGCUGCUGCUGCUGGAGACUGGACGAAGAACUGGCGAAUUCAGACGCUGCGGAAUGUUUGAAACUCGUCCGGCAGGAACAAAGCUACUGGAGAAAGCACUGCAAACUACCAGCGAAAAUGCUGCAAGCUCUGGGAUUCCAUUUGAGAAGACCAAAGAUGGAAAUCUAUUUGUCCUCACUAUUGUCUGA